AUGGUUGAUUAUGGUGUUUGUGAUUCUGGAAUUGUUAGAUUGCUUCACUCUAGGCCAUCUUUUUGUAACUUCAAAUCUUGUGAUUUGCUCAAAAUGUUGGAAGAAGUGAAGGGUUUAGUGUUUGACCCUUCAAAAUGCACUUUUGCUGUGGCAUUGUUAGCUAUGAAAGGUGGUAGGAAAAACCUGUGGGAUGAGAAAGUUGAUGUCUUUAAGAAAUGGGGUUGGUCUUAUGAGACUGUUCUUCAAGCAUUUAGGAGGCAGCCUAAUAUGAUGUUGUCAUCUAUUGAUAGGAUUCAUUUGGUCAUGAAUUUUUGGGUCAAUGAGAUGGGUUGGAAUUCAUUUGAUCUAGUUAAAAUGCCAGAAAUAUUUUCAUUUAAUUUUCAGAAAAGGGUUGUUCCAAGGGCUGUAGUUCUGCAAUUUCUUCUUAAGGAAGAUUUGAGAGAUAAGGAUGCAAGCUUAGUUAUGCCAUUUAGCCUGCCAGAGAAGAAGUUUCUGAACAAGUUUGUUCUCUGUUUUGAGGUGGAGAGUGCUUAUCUAUUGAAGCUGUAUGAGGAAAAAAUGAACCUUGCAUCCACCAAGAAGAACAUUGGCAGGCCAUUUGCCAAAUUUGUACCUCACUUGUAA
Messenger RNA from Lotus japonicus, 624 nucleotides. RefSeq lists its product as uncharacterized. Gene Ontology annotation, cellular component: chloroplast. Gene Ontology annotation, biological process: regulation of DNA-templated transcription; chloroplast organization. Gene Ontology annotation, molecular function: double-stranded DNA binding. The record is from RefSeq and is a predicted model, not a curated record. Lineage: Eukaryota; Viridiplantae; Streptophyta; Magnoliopsida; Fabales; Fabaceae. The transcript has a single exon. The coding region runs from base 1 to 624 and encodes 207 amino acids.